UCUCGUUUUCACGUUCAGUCUCGGCGCUACCUUCAACAGCAGAACCACAAGAUCCUGCUGUUUCAAAUAAGCUAUUUUAAAAAAAAGAAGAAUUACCAUAUCAUUAUUUUAACUUCUAUGUGCAUAUCGUUGAGAUGCUACUCAAAUGUGCAAUAGCGGUUAUUAUUUUUGCUGCGUUCAAGCAAGUAGUGGGGACUGAUCCAAUCGAUGUUCCCGAAAGCCAGCAAGAAAAACCUGCAAGCCAGCAGAAAGGGCGUCUUUCUCUGCAGAACACAGUGGACAUUCAGCACUGCCUGGUGAACAGCGGGGAUGUGGGCUGUGGCGUGUUCGAGUGCUUCGAGAACAACUCGUGUGAGAUCCGUGGCCUCCAGGAAAUCUGCAUGUCCUUCCUCCACAACGCCGGCAAGUUCGACUCUCAGGGCAAGUCCUUCAUCAAAGACGCGCUGAAGUGCAUGGCCCACGGCCUGCGGCACAAGUUCAGCUGCAGCAGCCGCAAGUGCCUGGCCAUAAGCGAGAUGGUGCUGCAGCUGCAGCGGGAGUGCUACACCCGCUACGACCUCUGCGCUGCCGCCAAGGGCAACGUCAACGUCAUGGUCGACAUGAUCCACUUCCAGGACCUGUUUCCCAAGGGGCCUCACCUGGAGCUGGUGAACAUCCUGCUGAGCUGUGGCGAGCAGGUGAAGGAGGCGCUCACCUGGAGCGUGCGGCAGCAGUGCGAGCAGAACUGGGGCGCCCUGUGCGAGAGCCUGAGACUGUGCACCCCAGGGGACCCCCCCGCCGGCCCCGCCGCUCCGCCCCACCCCCAGAGCGCCCACGCCCAGGCUCCCCAUGAGGGGGGGGGGCGGGGGGGCAGAGGGCAACGGGGAGACCGAGGGCAACGGGCCGCCAGAGAGCUCUCAGAGUCCCGGCCAGGCGUCUCAGGAGGCCGUGGACCCAGAGAGAUCCGGAACCAGGAGGUGAAAGUUCAAAUCCAAGUCCCCCAGAUGACAGCCUCUCAGUCAGACUGCCCCCGACUACCAAUCUGCAGGGGCUCAGUGACACCGCCCCCCCCCCCCCCCCCAGAUUAUACUCUUUGACCCGCCCUUUUCCAACAAACCUGUUCUUUUCCUUGUUGUCCCCCAAAACUGUGCCCUCCAUCCUUGUACCCCAAAAAUUACACACUCCAUCCAUAGCUCCCCGAAACUGCAGGCUGUUUUACCCCUCAAAACUAUAGACUGUGUCUACAACCUAUAUGUCUGUCCUAUGAAAGCUACACACUCUCUCACUGACACCCCCCCCCCCCCCCCCCAAAAAAAAAAAAAUCUCAAAACCGCCCUCUUCUCUCCCUCAAAACUGCAGAUUUUCUCUCUCUGAUUCCCCCAGGAACCAUUCUCCUUCCCUGUUCUCCCAACCCCCCCCCCCAAUCUCCACGGAACUAUUGGCAGCUUCACUUCCUGUCUCUUAAAACUGCAUCCUGUCUCUCAACCCCCAUCUGACCUACACUCUUAUGACAGCUAGCAAGAGGAAGACUCAUUCACAAAAGCAACAUUUCAGGUCUUAAGAUAUAAUGUUUAGUUUUUUUUUUUUGUUGGUAUCAUCAUUAGCAAUAGUAGCAUUAGUCCUAAAAUCAAAUAUAGUUAUUUAUUUUCUUUUAAGAAAAUGUCUCUAUCAAUCCAUGUUUAUAUAUUCAUUAUAUAUCAAUACCGCGCCAGUAUAUGCUAUGUAUUAAAGAUGAGUAUAAACCUUUAAUUGAAUUUUCAAAGGAAAGCAAACAUUUACUGUUGAUAUGUAACGUAGGCGGAUUUGUUUGUUUUUAAGUCGGAGGUGUGUUUGCAUAACGACUUUUGAUACUUGAUUACUAUAUACAAACUGCAGAACUGAAGCCAGUCUCUGGCUCAUGGUACUUACCCACGCAUAAGAGUUAGCAUUAAUAAAUGGCUAAUGAUUGCAUUUAACGCCAUCACAGCUGAACAGCACCCAUGGCAGUGUAGCAUUAGCAAACCGGCAAUGCAUGUGCUAGCUCUUCUUACACUAACAUAUGCGUUCAAACAGUCGUGUAACGGUGUAUCAUAGGUUGCUGAGAAGAUCUCCAUCUGCAGCAGUUUAUACGAUAAGCCUGAAGUUUGCUGAAGUAGCCAUGCUGGCAACCUGUAAUAUGCAAGGACUGCAUGGUGUAAUUAGCAUGGUAAGCUAUUUAGAGCAUGGCAACAUUUCACGGCACAUUAAUUUAAUAACUCACUCAACUAAUCUAUGAAGCCCACCUGACUUCAGGCAGCUGAAAUGAGAUGAUCUUUGGUGGGUCGGUGAAUACCCACCUGUAUUAAGAAUGCAGAAUAGGAGCAGAGGUGGAAAAUCCAGGUUCAGAGAGUAAAAGUCCACCCCUAGUAUUUUCUUCAAAUUACCUUGUUUGCCAAUUAGCACAAUUCUUCAGCCAGAAGGUAAUUAAUAAAAUAAUGAGGUAAUUAGUGAAAUCUGCUGGCUGAGCUCCAUGGUUGGAAGAAAUACAUGACAAGCUUUUUGACCCCUGGCCUUUCCACCUCUGAAUAGGAGCCAGAACUGAAACAGGUACCGUACAUAAACUCACAGUCAGUUUGAAUCGUUCCAAUUCAAGCAAAUCUCAGAUGAAGUUAUCGGACAGGUUCCAGUAAAUUCGUGCAGCAGUGCACCUUCUGCACGGCACGUGGUUUUGCUUCAGAAGGAACAACGACCUCCUCAGAAUUUAUGGCAUUGAAACGAAUUUGUUUCUGCUUUUUUUACAGGCUGCAAUUCCACAUACAGUGACUGCUGCUUCGUAGCCAAUGUAGCCUAUAGCAUGACAAAGCUCAGCCUACCUCACCUACACAGAAAGGCCUGAUUGGCUCAUUCAGGAACGGAAUCAAUUCCACCGGGAGCUACUUAGACGAGUAGCAUUCCCAAAGCUGUUAUACAUACUUAGACCAGUCCCAGGAUUAUCUGGUGCCUAUCCAAGCGCCGUCUUCAGAAAGACAGACUGAGAUAAAGUGGAAGCCGUGCGUGACACACCCCGGGAAACUCUCUCUCUCUUCCAACCUCUUUCCUCCACCGUUCGACUGCUAAUGACAUGCUCCGGCUUUAAAAUUGUCCGUUUGCUCGGAGGGGCAGGCAUAGCUCUGAUUUCUCCUGCCCACGCUCCAGUGAGCGCCAGCUGAAGUUCCCUUUGAAAUUACAAAUGGAACCGUUACCACCAUAAAGACGCCGCUUUUGUUUUAAAUGUUUUAAUGUCGUUUCUUUCGUUUCGCUUUUUGUUGGCCAAACUACUUCGCUGAAACCAAACAGCCGUUCAAACCUCCGUCCUUAUUUUCACACAUCUCUCCUCGUUGUGUGCUCGCACCAUCUUUGCCUUCUCUUGCACAAAUCAAAUUAACCGACGAGUCUAGAUGGAGGCAAGUGAAUCACUUCAUGUCAGUUGAUCAUUUGUAUAAAUAAUGUAGACAUAUAUGAACACAGUGGACCUAUAGCCACAUAUUUGUGUGUUUUUUAAAGCGUGUGUUUUUUAAAAAAUGUUAGUGUUUCUAUACCUUAUUUCCUCAAUGUAAAUAUUUGAUGGUUUUUAUUUAUUUGUGUGUCUCUUAAAUCACACUUUCAUUUUGACCUGUCUGUCUCCACAUGGCCUCUCCCUGUCUGUUGUACGUUACCCUGGUUCUAGCAGUUAAGUCAAAUAUAAUUUUAUAAUAUUUCAAUAUUUUAUCGGUCAUGUUAUGCUUUCUGUAUUAAACAUUCUUCUCUUAA
Molecule: messenger RNA, 3726 nt
Organism: Anguilla anguilla (European eel)
Lineage: Eukaryota; Metazoa; Chordata; Actinopteri; Anguilliformes; Anguillidae
Product: stanniocalcin-2-like
Exons: 4
Coding region: 135-1076 (313 amino acids)
Biological process (GO): intracellular calcium ion homeostasis
Cellular component (GO): extracellular region
Molecular function (GO): hormone activity
Source: RefSeq, a predicted model, not a curated record